CUGCUAUAUUCAUUCGAAAAUGGCUUCGUCCUUCUGGAAAGGUGUCGUUGGUAUAGGCCUUCUUGCCUUGGCCCAUGCAGCCUUCUCAGCGGCACAGCACCGUUCAUACAUGCGACUCACAGAAAAAGAGAAUGAGACUCUUCCAAUAGAUAUAGUCCUACAGACAUUGUUAGCGUUUGUGGUGACAUGUUAUGGCAUAGUCCACAUUGCAGGCGAAUUCAAAGACAUGGAUGCCUCUUCAGAACUCAAAAACAAGACUUUAGACACACUGAGGAACCAUCCCUCUUUUUACCUGUUCAAUCAUCGAGGCAGAGUACUCUUCCGCUCCACCGAACCCGAGCCCUCCACCGUCCCCAGCGCUCAAGCCCUGCCCUCCAACCCACUACGGUUACGCAAGUUGGAGAACUUUCACUGAGACUGGCCUUUUCCUGGGCAUCCGUGCCCUACGUGUUUUUUUUGUUUGUUUGUUUUUUUCUCCCCUCUCUCCGUUAUUAUUAUUUUUUCUUUCACUGUAUCUUUAAGCUCAUUGGUUGGGCAAAGUGGAAAAAAAAGCCAGUUUUCCCUUUGUGCAUAUGUUAAUAUGCUGUACAAAUUUACAUUUCUUCAUUGAGUUGUUACGACAUUUGAAGUCUUUGGACUGUGCCAACUCCGUAUUUUAUUAUGAUUUUUUUUUUCCAGCUGAUAUGUUUGUAAAUACUUGUUUAUGCUUGGGAAGUCUUAAGAGUUUGAAAGAUCCACUUCUAGCCCUCAGAGAAUGACAUUCUGAGAGAGGGAGAUGUCAUCCUUUUGUCUAACGAAGGGACAGGAAAACUCAUGUUAACAGUUUGCCACCUUUUUGUUUGUUUUUUGUUUGUUUUUUUGGAUUGUACAGACAAUGUUCUGCUGUCUGAAAUAUGCUCUUCCCUGUACCCUGCUCAAAUGAGGUUUUAACCUAUGGACCAUGAGUUGUAUUUGUUUUCAGAGACUGGUGAUUAUGACUGCUGGACUUCAGAUGAGUUUGUUAUGCAAUAAACGUCUAUGGUUAUUAAAAUCACUAAAAAAAAAA
Molecule: messenger RNA, 1045 nt
Organism: Chanos chanos (milkfish)
Lineage: Eukaryota; Metazoa; Chordata; Actinopteri; Gonorynchiformes; Chanidae
Gene: mmgt1
Product: membrane magnesium transporter 1
Exons: 4
Coding region: 20-415 (131 amino acids)
Cellular component (GO): early endosome; Golgi apparatus; plasma membrane
Source: RefSeq, a predicted model, not a curated record